Molecule: messenger RNA, 3636 nt
Organism: Haliotis rubra (blacklip abalone)
Lineage: Eukaryota; Metazoa; Mollusca; Gastropoda; Lepetellida; Haliotidae
Product: periaxin-like
Biological process (GO): regulation of RNA splicing
Cellular component (GO): cytoplasm; nucleus
Molecular function (GO): protein binding
Source: RefSeq, a predicted model, not a curated record
UAUCUACCUUACUAACAAAAAAUAAUCAAUAAAACGAACGAAACACGAAAACUAAAUGGCCGCGGUCUCAACAAUGCAGGCAAAUUUCCUUCAGGUGUUGCAUUCUCCAUGCCUCGUCGGCAGACUGGUGAAGGACCAGAGUGGUCAGCCGUCUAUAUUUAGGGCAAACUUCACCUAUAUGCUUGUGUAGUGGGCUAUGACAAACGGCCGCAUACCAGAGCAAGUCCACCUUUGCGUAAACUGUCGGCUCUGUUCGCCAGUAGUGCAGUGAAGCACGAUAGUGCUUGUGCCUGAACACUUCACCUAGACACGGACUCGAAGACUUGAGGAUACCAGAUAAGUGACAGGACAAACUGAAACACUCUGAUGUCAGCAUAACGUACAUUCAUAGUUCGGACAGGUAAACAGUUACAACGCGAUUUACCUGGAGUUUACCUGCGACGCGAGGAUACAGUGAUAGCGCUCGUCCCUCUCGGGGUCCACAGAUGGUCGUUUUAACUUCGCCUGUCAUCUAGGCAGUGGACAGGCCCGCGUAAAUUGACAAUUAUGCUUCAUCUCAAGAUGCUGUCGUUGUGGAAAUUGUGUAUUAUUGUGCUAUUGUUUGAGUAUUGUUCGUGUCAGAAUGCAUGUGAGCAGCCGAAUGUUGCAGGAAUUGUUGUCGGGAGUGUCUUUGGGACACUGGCGGUUGUUGCUCUGAUUCUUGGAGUUGUAGCGUUCUUGCUGUGGAGACGAAACAAAGUUUUUAAAUCUGGUCCAAAGAAAACACGGAAAGUAAAUUCUAGUGGAUUAUCAGAGGACCGAACGUCUCCCGAGCAUGACGGCCAUGUUAACCCAGCAUUCAGCGACAACCAACCCGAUAUAUCAGCUGCUGAGGCUGGAUUCGGAGGCUACGUCCAGUGUGGGGAAUACGUCCCGAACACCGAUAGAAAGAAGUCUCCCAUCUCCAAAGAUGAUAAACGAAAAACAUGGACAUCCCUACCCCAGCCGGAUCUGCCGGAACUCCUUCAGCGCCAUGGAUCCUGUGGUUCCCUGGAUGACAAUUACCUGAACGGCAUGAAUAAGAAGUUAAAAAAUACACAAAGCCCUGUUUCAGGAAACGACCCUGAGGUGAUCAGCGUAUGGCUUCAGAGCCAGGACUUCAUCGGCCUUGGCUUCAACAUCUCCGGCAACAUGCGUGAUGGCAUCUUCGUCAGCCAUGUCCACAACAGAGGGCCAGCCAUUGAGUCAGGCAGGGUCAAAGUUGGGGACCGUAUCAAGAGUGUGACAAUCUCCUUUGAAAGCAUGGUGUAUGAAGAUGCUCUGACGAUCCUCAGCUACGCAUCCCCAUACCCAGUCAAGGUCACUCUUCUGAAGGAAAAGGUCAUGGUCAAUGACCGACGUCUCUCUGACUCCAACGAGAACUUGAGUCACCCUCUAUAUCGAAGUCAGUCUCUUGAUGCUCUUCAACAUAUUGGCAAAGAACCACUUUUCAAACCAAAGCGCACAUUGAGUGAGAUGAAACCCGAAACCAGAAAAGAUUCUGCAAGAGCAAAGAAACUUCAAGAACUUCAGAAUGAGGCUCUACUUGAAGGGGCUCUUGAUCAGUCUCCUGAUAGCAAACCUAAGCAGGAGAGGGUAGUGGACUUCACAACGCCACCAAAUGGUCAGAUGAACACAACACUGUCAGACGUAACAGUCCACACAGAGGAUGAAGGUCAACAGAGGUCAGGGCUGGACUUCCCAGACAUUGGCAUCCCAAACUUUGAUUUUGCACAAGAAAAGGAAGAACCCGUGUUUGCUGAGCAGUCUGCCAAGUCAGAGUCAUCUGUGCAACGUUCUGUUGGUGAGCGAAACAUCAACAGUUCUGCUGCUCUUGAAUUUGCCAGUCUGAUGGAUCAGAUGCUGGACCUGAAGGAUGCUGAAGCAGCUGGAACAGAGAUAGCUGGGAAGAUACCAGAGGUGUCAGCUGAAGUUGCAUCAGAGGCGAACACUACACCCAAAACUCCCACAAAGCCUCAGCGCAGGAAGCGACCGUCCAGCAGCACCAGUCCUAAUAGUACCAUGUCAUCUGAUUCUCUCAUCCAACCAGAGUUUGCUUUCAAUGUCAAGUCACCUGUGAAGAUGGAGAAUGUUGCACUAGAGGACAUCAUAGUGUCGUCAGCAGUCAAAAGUGUUGCAAGCGCCCCAAGAGUCUGGGAUGAUAGAGAGGAAGUAACAGAAGAUGAAAUUGUGCCAGAGGCUGCAAAGAGGGAGAUUCAUAUUGGUAGUGACAAUAUUCAGUUUUCUCCAAAGGAAAUAGAGGCUUCUAGUCCACAAAGACCUCCAUCUCCUUUAGAUGACCUUCAGAAACUCGGUCUGAGCAUGAGAACAGCUCGAGUAAAGUCUCCCGAGGGAGACCCUGUGGUUGAAGAUUUUAUAGAGGCUGUUGUAGCUAAAAGAGAUUCUUCUGCUCCUCCACCAAGAAUUAUUCAUGAUGAAAUUGUGGCUGCAGAGUCAUCGGCAAACUUUUCAGCUCCCAAAUUGGAUGUGUCUGUGGAAAAGAAGAAUAAAGAUAAUCAAAAGAAACCUCCAGAGCUGGAUGAGGAAAUGUUGGAACAAAUCAUUUCCAUGAAUGCCCAGCCUCCAGGCACAUCAGCUCUGAACUGGAGGAAUGAUAAUGACAUUCAGACUUUUGAAAUUCCUGAAAAGGAUCGCCCUACCUCUCCCAAGGGAAUAGCAUAUGAAAUAAGAGAUGAUAUUAUGACUGGUUUGCCCAGAGCUGUUGAUCUUAACAAAAGCAAUAUAGCCAGAACUAUGUCUUAUGAUCUGAGACUUUCUGAUAAGAGAGACGAUAAGGGAUCCAUGCUCAGGGAUGAUCUAAACAGUACCUCAAGUGAAAGAAUAGAAUCACUGGACUGGUCUGGUAAGAGACUUGUGCGUUCUGGCUCAUUUACUGACAUUCCUCAAAAUGCCUCUGCAAGUGACUGGACAGGACAGAACUUGUCUAGUGAAGGAUACAUUAGGAUCAGAUCUGAUGUCAGGGAUUCAGAUUCAGACUCGGACAAGGUGAUAAAGAAAACCACAGAUAUCUUUGCACCUCACGAGAAUCUGGCCAAUUUGUCGGACAUGUCGGACGCCCUGUCACCUCUGACCAGCAGGAGUGCUUCUCCGCCAGAAACAGCCAAUGGGCAGAGUCUUCAGUUUAGUUCCACAGAACGAACAGUGUUAAAGAACAACAAUAUUGAUGGUCUGCCAUCUUUGGAGAAAACGUUUGGAAGUAAUAUAUCGUCUGACAAGAAGGGGGGUUACAACAUUAAACUGUCCAUGGAUGGGAAUGAAGAUGAGGAUGUGGAGUGCUAGAGUGUUGAAUGCCAGAAGGGGUUUGGACCUCUUUGUAGACAGAUUCACUAAGCCAAAGAUACCCAGUGGCCAUUGAAGGGUGUGUUAUGCUCAGGUGAUGGCAUUCAGUGCAAUGCUGAUAAUUCAGUAAGAGCAUGACGUCCAUGGUUGUGUGUGUAGAUGGUGUGCAGGCAGGUGGAGUCAGGUACUGUAGGACUUCAUUGCCCACAUUUAGCAUUACGUAGGUUCAGGAUUCCAGGGCCAGGAAUAAAUAGAACUACAUGACCACUAGAGAUUGGUUGGCUUUUUGGAGUCAGAUGAUAAUACUGUUCAGGUGUG